This is a messenger RNA of Rhincodon typus (whale shark), 1389 nucleotides long. RefSeq names its product gamma-aminobutyric acid receptor subunit gamma-3. The record is from RefSeq and is a predicted model, not a curated record. Lineage: Eukaryota; Metazoa; Chordata; Chondrichthyes; Orectolobiformes; Rhincodontidae. Gene Ontology annotation, cellular component: synapse; GABA-A receptor complex; dendrite membrane. The transcript has 14 exons. Gene Ontology annotation, biological process: monoatomic ion transmembrane transport; regulation of postsynaptic membrane potential; nervous system process. Gene Ontology annotation, molecular function: GABA-A receptor activity; GABA-gated chloride ion channel activity; inhibitory extracellular ligand-gated monoatomic ion channel activity. Bases 46 to 1389 code for a protein of 447 amino acids.
CCACUUUCCGGCUCGCUUUCUCCUUAACAUCUCUCCUGCCCAGAGAUGCCAACGAAACUACUGGCAGCUUUCUUGUUACUCUCAGUCUUCCAAGCGUGUUCGAGAAAAAUCGAGGAUGACGAGGACGAAGACCGCACGGUCAACCAGACGUGGGUGCUGACCUCCAAAAUGCAAGAUAGAGACGCGACCAAAAUUUUAAACCGUCUGCUGAAGGAAUACGAUAAGAAACUUCGCCCUGACAUUGGAAUGAAACCAACUGUUAUAGAUGUUGAUAUUUAUGUGAACAGUAUCGGGCCUGUGUCAUCAAUUAACAUGGAGUACACUAUUGACAUCUUCUUCGCUCAGACUUGGAUUGACAGUCGUCUGAGGUUCAACAGUACAAUGAAAAUUAUCACUCUCAAUAGCAACAUGGUUGGAUUCAUAUGGAUACCAGACACUAUCUUCAGGAAUUCCAAAAAGGCGGAUGCUCACUGGAUCACCACACCCAAUCAGCUGCUUAGGAUAUGGAAUGAUGGGAAAAUCCUGUAUACUUUGAGGCUGACAAUAAUCGCAGAGUGUCAACUGCAGCUCCAGAACUUUCCAAUGGAUGAACAUUCUUGUCCUCUCAUCUUCUCCAGCUACGGGCACCCAUCUUCACAACUGAUAGUUGCUUGGAAAAGGGAUUCUGUUGAGGUACACAAUCUGCAGCAUUGGCACUCGAUCUCCCAGUUUAGUUAUGUGGGGUUCCGGAAUACUCGAGAAGUGGUGAAAGCAGAAAGCGGGGAAUACGUCGUCAUGACGCUAUACUUCGAUUUAAGUCGAAGAAUGGGAUAUUUCACGAUUCAGACCUACAUUCCCUGCAUAUUGACUGUUGUUCUAUCAUGGGUUUCAUUCUGGAUUAAGAAAGAUGCAACUCCAGCCAGGACAGCACUUGGGAUUACGACAGUGCUAACCAUGACAACACUCAGCAGCAUAGCAAGAAAAUCACUACCAAAGGUUUCCUACGUCACUGCUAUGGAUUUAUUCGUCACUGUAUGCUUUUUAUUUGUCUUUGCGGCGUUGAUGGAAUAUGCAGCCCUCAAUUACUACACAUGCUGCAAGAAACCCACUUGUACAAGGAAGAAAAAGACAAAUUACUCUGUGCUGAACCUGGGGCCGGCCUCUUCAGUUAUUACCAUAAACAAUUCUAUGUACUGGCAGGACUUUGAGGAAGCCUGUGUAUAUGAAUGCCUGGAUGGUAAAGACUGCCAGAGCUUCUUCUGCUGUUACAAAGAAUGUAAAUCAGGCUCAUGGCGCAAAGGACGGAUUCACGUAGACAUUUUGAAAUUAGACACAUAUUCACGUGUGUUUUUUCCAACAACAUUUUUGCUAUUUAAUCUUGUCUACUGGGUUGGAUACCUUUACCUUUAA